Molecule: messenger RNA, 711 nt
Organism: Saccharomycopsis crataegensis
Lineage: Eukaryota; Fungi; Ascomycota; Saccharomycetes; Ascoideales; Saccharomycopsidaceae
Gene: STE14
Product: protein-S-isoprenylcysteine carboxyl O-methyltransferase
Exons: 1
Coding region: 1-711 (236 amino acids)
Biological process (GO): C-terminal protein methylation
Cellular component (GO): membrane; endoplasmic reticulum
Molecular function (GO): protein C-terminal S-isoprenylcysteine carboxyl O-methyltransferase activity
Source: RefSeq, a predicted model, not a curated record
AUGCCACUAGAAGCCCCCAAGCGACUUCCUCCUCUCGCAAAUAUCAAAACCAACCCCCCUGACCUUAUCGCCAUUCAGGCGGCAUUCCUUGGAGUGAUCUUCGGGGUAUCGUUAACAUUACUCUUCCAAGUAACUUUCUACCCUUUUCCUUUAUACCUUCUCGCACUCUCGGUGUUCCAUUUCAUGGAAUUCUGGAUCACCGCCAAGUACAACCCUGCCAAAGUCUCUGCUGAUUCGUUCCUCAUCAACCACAGCGGGUCGUACUUAAUGGCCCACCUGGCAGCCAUUACCGAAUGCUUAAUUGAACUCUACUUGGUUCCUGGUUGGAAAACCAACCAUCCGUACAUUUGUCUCAUGGGUGGGGUUCUCAUGGUGGGCGGCCAAACCUUACGAUCAUUGGCGAUGAAAACUGCCGGGGAAUCGUUUUCUCACAUCAUUGUCACCACCCACGAUUCGCAUCAUCAUAAAUUGAUCACCGAUGGAGUGUACCAAAUCAGCCGCCAUCCUAGCUACACCGGGUAUUUCUGGUGGUGUAUUGGAAGCCAGCUAGUUUUGGGUAAUCCGGUAUGUUUUGUGGGGUUCAGCGUGGUGUUGUGGAGAUUCUUCAGUGAUCGAAUUGCUUACGAAGAGGAUUACUUGAUCAGAUUCUUUGGCGACAAGUACUUACAAUAUAAAAAAACAAAGACCACUUGGAUACCAUUGAUCAGGUAA